CUCCUGCGUUCAGUCACCAGUCAGCUGGAGUACGGUACGGAAGGUGUUUUGCAAUCCCAGCAGAAUCCGCCGCCAGACCGCUGAACAUCUGCACUUGAGCGCCAACCGGAACAUGUGUAGAAAACGUCGCAAAGUGCAUCAUUGAAAGUCGUAAACAUUCUCUUGCACUGGCAAUUAAAUUACACUCAGCAUGGCAUCAACUCCGUUAAGGUCAUCCGAACACGUGCUUGAGAACGCGGAAAAGCUCCGUCCGACGGUGCUGUCAGCGAUCGAUGAUGAGUCGAACAAAAAGGCAAUAAAACUAUCGAAGCCUCCACAGAAGAAACCGAAACCCAAACUGGGUGCGGAUUUCAUCCCACCGGACGGAGGCUGGGGUUGGGUUAUCGUACUAGCGGCUGGCUGUUCGAACCUGUGUACGUUUCCAGUACUGCAACAGUUCGGGAUGCUUUUCCGUGAUCGAAUGAGUGAGCUGGGAAUCAGCUCCUCCGAGAUUACAUCCUUCAUCAACACCAACGCGGCGUUGAUGUCGAUCGUCGGUCUGAUGAAUGGGCCAAUGUUUCGGAAGUUCACCUUCCGCCAGGUGGCAUUUUGCGGAGCUUCCUUAGUAUCCCUAGGACUGCUGCUAACCUCCAUAUCCAACUCCUUCCUGACCUACCUACUAACUUUCUCGAUUCUUUACGGGGCUGGCGUCGGCAUAACGGCAUCGGCGAACUCGCUAGCGCUGAACACCUACUUCAAGAAGAAACGCCGACACGCAACCGGCUUUUCGUGGACCGCAACGGCCCUUGGGCCGAUCGUGGCACCGCACAUCAUCACGUACCUCCUACCGCGGUACGGCGUCGGUGGCACCGUACUUAUCUUCGCCGGGAUCGCAAUGAAUGCCAUCGUGUGUUCGCUCCUGCUCCAACCGGUACAUUGGCACGCCCAAACGCUCCCCCUGGUGGACGCAGAAGCCGCAAAACCCACCACCGAACCACUGUGUCAGUUUUGUCAAUCAACCGUCCAUCCACUGCGCAAGGAUCGCAGUCUCCUUUCGAGUCAGUACCUGUACAACGCGGACGACGCGCAUGUUACCGGUUACGAAAUCAUCGAUCCGGGAACCCCCAUGCUGGCACGAGCCAACGACGGGCUGUUCUCUCUGUACGGAUCCCGAGCAACGCUCGGCACCGCCAGCCGAAUGCCAUCGUCUCGUCCUUCCUACAUCAACCUGGCUACCGCAGCGGAAGCUGCAAAGCGUGAACUUCUUCCAGAAACAGCACCCGGUGGUGGUACCGUCAUGCACCGACGACGAUCGAACACCUUCAGCCGGGAGAAGGAAGUCCUCAAGCUUGCCUCCCGCAAGCUGGAACAGAUUGUCGAUGACGGUCCGGGUGAUUACUGUACCUGUGCACAGGAACGAAAGGCCCUGCUAAGCCAAAUUAACGGAGCGGACGUCGAAGACGCGGAGGAACUACCCAUCAAGCUAACGUUCCUUCAGAAGUUUGCUAUCUUUUUCGAUUUAGAUCUGUUGAAAGACCUAAUUUAUGUCAACAUCAUGGUCGGCAUCACGUUGGCCAACUUCGCCGAGUUGAACUUCUCGGUACUGACCCCGUUCGUGCUCGGUGACUUCGGACUGAACAAGGAGCAAAUCGCCAUGGCGAUGUCGCUGCUCGGUGCGAUGGAUAUCUGCUGUCGCUUCAUAAUACCAUUCAUUGCCGGUAAGAUCGGUUGGGAUAAUCGGACGUUUUUUCUGUUUGGUGUUCUGAAUAUGGCCCUGGGACGGAUCGUUAUAGCUCACUUCCAUAGUUACCCGGUAGUGUUGACCGCCGCCGGUUGGAUAGGAUUCAACAAGGGUCUGCGGACAGUAUUCAUGGCGCUGGCCAUACCCUCACACGUGCCUCUGGAUAGGCUUCCGGGAGCCACUGGCAUUCAGCUGCUGUUUUCCGGGCUGUUUUCACUCAUCGUUGGACCAGUUGUUGGAUUCAUUCGAGAUCAAACAAACUACACGGUCACCCUUCACUGUCUGAACAUCACGACCUUCGUGACCGCCCUAAGCUGGGGACUGGAGAUGUUCAUUCUAACACCCAGGCGAUUUCGCCCGGAAACAACCGCCACCAGCACAAGGCAACAACCGACGGCCGUCAUCAAAUAGUAUUCCACGGAAAAGUAUCUUUUACAGUGUAAUAAAAUACCAAACUUUAUUUAUUGGUCUCAUUCCGAGGAAAACCCUCAAAAAC
Messenger RNA from Sabethes cyaneus, 2216 nucleotides. RefSeq lists its product as uncharacterized. Lineage: Eukaryota; Metazoa; Arthropoda; Insecta; Diptera; Culicidae. The record is from RefSeq and is a predicted model, not a curated record. The transcript is spliced from 7 exons. Gene Ontology annotation, molecular function: monocarboxylic acid transmembrane transporter activity. Gene Ontology annotation, biological process: monocarboxylic acid transport; transmembrane transport. The coding region runs from base 191 to 2131 and encodes 646 amino acids.